Cornus florida is the source of this 2226-nucleotide messenger RNA. Its product is annotated as EH domain-containing protein 1. The record is from RefSeq and is a predicted model, not a curated record. Gene Ontology annotation, biological process: endosomal transport; endocytosis. Bases 312 to 1952 code for a protein of 546 amino acids. Gene Ontology annotation, cellular component: plasma membrane; cytoplasm; intracellular membrane-bounded organelle. The transcript has 16 exons. Gene Ontology annotation, molecular function: calcium ion binding; GTP binding; protein binding. NCBI's taxonomy places the organism in Eukaryota, Viridiplantae, Streptophyta, Magnoliopsida, Cornales, Cornaceae.
UCGUAACUCAUUCUAUGUGCGUCGUUAUAAACGAUCCCCUUCUCAUUUACGGUAGUCGUUUUCUGUUUUCGGAACACAUUCAUGGAUUAAUAAAUACUAAUAUAAAAUCAACCCCUCUUUCUCAGUAUAUAUCUACACCCCUCUUUCUCCGUAUAUACCCCAACUACGGCGCCGUUUUAUACAAUUGUUUUCGCGCCUGUGCAACAUUCCGUCGGCAAGAGGGGGACUCUCUUCGCCGUGGAUCUUAAAACUUUACAAACAAAAUUCUGUCUUCAACUUCAGAGUUACCAAGAUCAAUUUGAGUAUAGUAAAUGGAGAUUGAUUCGGCUCCGAUUAGUCGGUGCUCCAAAGAGCACCAGAAGAUCUACCAGGAAUGGUUCAAUUUCGCUGAUUCAGAUGGCGAUGGGCGCAUUACGGGUGGCGAUGCCAUUAAGUUCUUUUCCAUGUCCAACGUGCCCCGACAAGAUCUCAAGCAGGUGUGGGCAAUUGCUGAUUCCAAGCGACAAGGCUUUCUUGGUUUUAAAGAGUUCAUCACUGCAAUGCAGCUUGUUUCUCUGUCGCAAGCUGGGCAUGCACUAACUAAGGAUCUCUUGGAUGCUGGAGUUGAUUUGGAAAAUUUAAAGCCUCCAUUCAUGGAUGGUUUGGAUGUAUUACUGGCUAAGAAUAAGCGCUUACCAAAAACAAGUGAUCCUGAACUGAAUGGCAGUUCUCAAAUUCAACCUUCUCCAACUGCUCAUUGGUUCACUUCUUCAAAAUCUGCGAAGAAGGUACCUCUAUCCUCUGUUACAUCAAUCUUUGAUGGCUUGAAGAAGUUGUACAUUGAUAAAUUGAAGCCAUUAGAAGUUACAUAUCGUUUUAACGAUUUUGUGUCCCCGUUACUGACAAACAGUGAUUUUGACGCCAAGCCCAUGGUGAUGCUUCUGGGUCAAUACUCCACAGGGAAAACAACAUUCAUCAAACAUAUGCUCAAAAGUAGUUAUCCAGGAGCUCAUAUUGGACCAGAGCCAACAACGGACAGAUUUGUUGUUGUUAUGAAUGGUCUUGAUGAAAGAAGUGUUCCAGGAAACACCGUUGCUGUACAAGCAGACAUGCCAUUUAGUGGUCUAACAUCAUUUGGAACUGCUUUUUUGUCAAAGUUCCAGUGUUCUCAAAUGCCACAUCCUCUAUUGGAGCACCUAACGUUUGUUGAUACUCCUGGAGUCCUAUCGGGAGAAAAGCAACGUACACAACGAAGCUAUGAUUUUACUGGCGUGACAUCGUGGUUUGCUGCAAAGUGUGACCUCAUUCUUCUUCUGUUUGAUCCUUAUAAACUUGAUAUUAGUGAUGAAUUCAAGCGUGUGAUUUCAUCCCUACGAGGUCAUGAUGACAAAAUACGUGUGGUCUUGAACAAGGCUGACCAAAUUGAUACCCAACAACUGAUGAGGGUAUAUGGAGCUUUGAUGUGGUCACUUGGAAAAGUUAUAAACACACCCGAGGUUAUGCGUGUUUACAUUGGUUCAUUCAAUGAUAAACCUGUAAAUGAGGCUGCUGUGGGUCCAAUCGGUAAAGAACUUUUUGAGAGAGAACAGGAUGACCUUCUUGCCGAUUUAAAAGACAUACCAAAGAAAGCUUGUGAUCGUCGGAUCAAUGAGUUUGUAAAACGAGCCAGAGCUGCCAAGAUUCAUGCUUACAUUAUUAGUCAUCUUAGGAAAGAGAUGCCUGCUAUGAUGGGCAAAGCUAAGACUCAGCAGAGACUCAUUGAUAAUCUAGAAACCGAGUUCGGAAAGGUUCAAAGAGAGCAGCAUCUACCAGCAGGAGAUUUCCCAAACGUCGAGCAGUUUAGGGAGGUCUUGAAUAGUUACAGCUUCGAUAAGUUUGAGAAGUUGAAGCCUAAAAUGAUACAAGCUGUUGAUGACAUGCUCGGGUAUGACAUCCCAGAACUGCUCAAGAGUUUCCGAAAUCCCUAUGAUUAAAGAUGUUAGCAGUUUUGAGAUAUUCAAAGAUGGUGGUUUGAGAAACAGAAAUUGAUGCAGUUUCAGAAAUCCACGCUGGAGCAUCAUCUAUGUAUUCUUUAUUUUAAUACUUAUUUUUUAGUUGUCUACCUAAACUUAUAAUUUGAUUGUUAUAUAUGAAGAGUGGAAGAGAUAUUAGUUCAAAUAAUGUAAGUUUUGUUAGUCCACUCUUUGUACACCUUUUAAAUACUUUGGUGUUUAAAUUUGAAAAGGCAAAAAGACAGUUUUUUUGGAA